GAAGUGACCACCAGACAAUUGUAUCCAAAAGCCUAAUCCACCGAUUCCAAACCCUAAACGGUGAAACAAGAAACAAUGGCUGAAGCUCAAGAGCGUUCCCAUGGCUCCGAUUCAUCUCCCCUAAAGUUACCUCCUUUCAUCUCCAACUUGUUCCCUUUUCUCAAACCUAAGCCUCCUGUUACUACUACCGAUGCAAAUGGUGGUUCUAAGGCAGUCUCCGGAGAGAAGGAACCUCAGAACUCGGUUGUCUCUUUCCCUUACAAUCCACCCAAAAGCGCAGCAGAGCCCCUGAAGGUUGAGGUUGAGCCCAGCUCCGGCAGGACUUCCAACUCCGUCAUCCUUUGGCAGGUAUAUGCACUUGGAGGGUUUCUUGUCCUCAAGUGGGCCUGGGCGAGAUGGAAUGAGAGGAACGAACGAAGUGACAAGAAGGAAUCGACGGGUGAUGAGGAUCAACCUUCUCAACGGGAAGAUGAUGAUGAUCAAUCUUCUGAUGAGCAUGAAGACUAGUCAUAUUUCAUGAACACGAUGAAAAUCCCAUGUUGGUUCUGUAUAGCAAAAAUACACCGAAAACUUAAGGGUGAAGAUUUCUUAUUUUCCAUUGUACGUACUUUCGAGUCUUGAAUUUCAUCUCCUUCUGUGAGGAAUAUAAUUCUCUUACGCUCUCAAAGAAAAAAAAAAGAAAAAAGGUUUAUGUUCACUUUU
Molecule: messenger RNA, 702 nt
Organism: Capsella rubella
Lineage: Eukaryota; Viridiplantae; Streptophyta; Magnoliopsida; Brassicales; Brassicaceae
Exons: 2
Coding region: 76-507 (143 amino acids)
Source: RefSeq, a predicted model, not a curated record